This is a messenger RNA of Acanthopagrus latus (yellowfin seabream), 3483 nucleotides long. RefSeq names its product N-acetylglucosamine-1-phosphodiester alpha-N-acetylglucosaminidase-like. Bases 112 to 1902 code for a protein of 596 amino acids. NCBI's taxonomy places the organism in Eukaryota, Metazoa, Chordata, Actinopteri, Spariformes, Sparidae. The transcript is spliced from 12 exons. The record is from RefSeq and is a predicted model, not a curated record.
AACCGGAAGUUGGGUGUUAGCCUUUGUUUACAUUGCUGCCGUGUGCUAGCUGGAUGAUGUGGGAACCAGCAGCAGCAGAGCGGAGUUUCACAGGCUAGUUUUCCACCUCAUAUGGCAGCAGUGUCGGUGAAAUGUCCGUUUUUUUGGCUGCUGCUGUGCCUCUACGUCCGGCUGUCCGAGGCCAAAAACACCCGAGUCUCUAUGGACGAUGACCUCCUCUUGCCGUACACCCACGGCCACGGCCCCUCCCACUCUCAUCGCCAUGUCAGGGACUGUCAGUCCGUCAUUCAUGGCAACACCACCCAUGAGAGCUGGCCCUCCAGUAACCACAGCGGGCUGCCGGUGGCCGAGUCUACGGUGUUUGUAUCAGACGUGCCGGGAAGCUCCAGAUGGGUUUACGGUCACAUGACGGUGGUCCACGACCCGCUGAGGACGGUGUCGGUGUUGGAGCCGGGUGGGCCGGGUGGCUGCGGGAUGAAUCAGAGAGCUACUGUGGAGGAUACGGCCCAGGCUGCCGGGUGUCUGUACGCCCAGAACGCCGGCUUCUUCAACACAAAAACCGGCCAGUGUCUGGGCAACGUGGUGAGCGACGGCAGAAAGGUGCAGGACAGCAACGGUGUGCAGAAUGCCCAGUUUGGAAUCCGGAGGGACGGCACGCUGGUGUUCGGGUAUCUGUCACAGGAUGAUGUUUUGGACCAGUCCAACCCGUUCGUCCAGCUGGUCAGCGGGGUGGUGUGGCUGCUGAGGAACGGCGAAGUUUACAUCAACCAGAGUCUGAUGGCCGAAUGUGACAAGACACAGGAGACAGGGAACUUCCACACUUUCAUAGACGUGGUGUCGGCCCGGACGGCGGUGGGCCACGACGCUGAGGGCAAACUGAUCCUGUUUCAGAUCGAUGGACAAACUGAACAAAGAGGUAUGAGUCUCUGGGAGGUGGCCGAGUUUCUGAAGAAGAACGGAGUCAUCAACGCCAUAAAUCUGGAUGGAGGCGGGUCUUCUACCUAUGUGAUGGAUGGCUCAUUAGCCAGCUACCCCUCUGAUCACUGUAAAUCUGACAGCAGGUGGCGCUGCGGCCGCCAUGUCUCCACCAUCCUGUGCGUUCACCCGCGGCGCUGCCAGCCGGCAAACUGCAGCGGACACGGAGACUGUGUGGACGGACGCUGUCGGUGUCAGGACGGCUGGCAGGGCGCCGCCUGCGACGCUCUGGUGUGUCAGCCGCCAGCCUGCGGUCCUCACGGUGUCUGCACUGCCGGUGGAUGCGUCUGUGAUGCUGGAUGGAGAGGAAAGAACUGCAGCCAAGUGUGCACUCCUGGUUUCUAUGGUGACGGCUGUAAUCAGACCUGCAGCUGUGUCAACGGCGGUUCCUGCGACCCCGUCCACGGACGAUGCACGUGCCCCUCUGGUUUCCACGGCAACACAUGCGAACAAGUGUGUCCUGUAGGGUUCUUCGGCCCGUCCUGCGCUCAGGAGUGUCGCUGUGACGACCUGUGUCCAUGUGACCCGCAGACAGGAAGCUGUAACGCCACGCUGCGAGGAGAGGCCAACAACACGUUACACAGAGCAGGACAUUGUUUAGCUAAACAGAUGUUUGCACUUUGGAGACGAGAUGAAGAAGCUCACAGAGAGCAGCCUUAUCUGACAGAGCGUACCUGGCUGGUGAUCACCUUCACUCUGGCCUCGCUGCUGUCCGUCAGCUUGCUGGUUCACCUCGUGCGGGCUUGCAGCGGCUCGGUGGCGGUUCACCUCCCUGAACGUCGAGACUACUCGUACGUCCCGCUGAACGACAUCAACGGAGCCACUUCUCGAGCUGGAGGAGGUGCUGGGAAAUCGGGGAAAGGGCCUUUAGUGUUGGACGACUCGGACUCUCAGGAUGAAAUCUGGACGCCGUCGGGGAGGUCGUAGCUGCCGGGAGGACCAAAGACGACGAGUGAGGACGCUCUGUCAUUGCACAAAGAGAAGCAGCUGAGUCCUGAUGGACUGACUCAGUGAAACUCUGUUUAUUUAAUCUUAAUCCUGACACAUUUCUAUCGACCCUCCUGCUGAAGCUCAAGGACGAGGCACAACAGGUUGGACUCAGCUUUUGUUUACAGAUCAAGAAAGGAAAUCCAGAAAAGAGGUCGAAGCUUUAAUUUGGAUCUGGAUGACUUGAUUUCUAACUCCAGGUAGGUUCUCAACAUCUCUGAGCUCAACUCAGGUUCAUCCAGCAUCCUGAGGCUGGUGUCGCCACGGUAACGUCACCCUGAUGUGGACCUGCUAAAAACCAAUAGGUACUUUGUUUAAACAUCAAUGGAAAUAAAAAGGACAACGAUCAUUUAAUCAGCGAUUAUUAAACAGUUUGUUUUCCCACAGUUGCUUAAAGCUUCAACCAAACAGAAGGAUUACAGUUCAACACAAUUACAAGUGCAGUUUGUCUCUGCAUAGUUACAUGUUUCCUGUAAGAACAGACAGCAGACAGCAGCGCAGAAUGUAGUCACCGAGCUAACAGAAGCUAACGUUAUGUUUAUUAGAAAUUAGCAUUUACAACAAAGCUGCUGGUAUUUCUCUACCAGGAAGCUCCGUAAAUCACCUCGGUACUGUAACCGGCCCGGUGCGGAGGUGCAGAACGUUUGUUAGCAGCAACGAGUGAAGCUGUCCGGGGCCGCAGAGGGAACACCAGCAGGUACUCUCUCCAUAAAACACCACACUGCUGCUCGACCCGGAUCACUGAGUACAGGUUUAAAGUUGUGAGUGCAGGAUGAGUCACAAACAUUUCUAAUGAUGUCCAGCAAGUUCAAAACUCUAAGACACCUUUAAAAGUCAAGGAGACAGAAAACUGAUGUUUAUGUGGCAAAAACAGUAAAAAAAAAAAAAAAAAAAAUCUACAGAAAUAGAUCUGUGACAUGAGCAGGACGAGCUUCUGAAUUCAGGGUGGGUCGGUAUGUACUGAUCCACAUGGACUGAUGUUUAUAUGUUCUGGUAUCAUUCUCACUGCUUCUUAUUUCACUGUCGCUGCGCCUGAUUCAGCUUCUCAGCUCUGCCUCACGAUGCUUCAUUAAACCUGCCUCCUGUGAAUUCAGACCAACUUGUUGAUUUUCAGCUUGUCGCCACGUAAACAGAUGAACUUUGAACUGGACGGAGGACAUUGAUCACGAUAAACCGAUACGGAAAUUUUUAUCAGACAGUUUCUAAUCAACACGAGGAUUUUUAGAUGUUUUGUCACAAUGCACUGAGACUCUGUGUCUGAAUGUAAAAUAACUAUGAUGUGCCACAUUGAGUCGUAUCAGAUGUAAACAAGAAGGACAUUUUUCUUCAUGUUGAGACGUCAGUUUAAACUCAUCUGUAGAAACGUGCCAACUUUGUAUCUCAUCCAGAUUUCUUACUGUUCAUUAAAAAAGUCUUUAUAUUGUCAUUUGUGAAUUUUGACCAAAGUCCUGAUCUGUUUCCGACAGGUUCUUUCUACCUGUUACAAAUAAAUGUAAAAAUCAGGAAUUAGUUUCACCAGAA